UUGUAUUAUCUCCCUUAGAUAAGUUCUCUUCAAUUAAAGAUAAAUAACAAUCAUGGAUGAAAACACACCACACGUGCAAGCUAAAUUUUUCACCAAACAAACUCAAUAUUCUGUUCCUGAUACUCCAUUUUCUGUUCCUGUAACAGUUGGUGUUGAAGAAUUAUCCUCUCUUAUAAAUGGACUUUUAAAAGGUGAUGAAAUUGAAGAUGAAUCUGUUAAGUUUGAUUUUUUGAUAAAUGAAGAAUUUUUGAGAGUAGCAUUAAAUGAAUACCUGGAACAAAGAAAUAUCUCUACUGAAAAUGUUUUAGAAAUAGAAUAUAUAGAGCAUCAUCCAGCUCCAAAACCUGAUAAUUCACUUCUACAUGAUGACUGGGUCAGCUGUUUACAAGGUUAUAGUCAAUAUGUUUUAUCUGGUUGUUAUGACAAUACAAUACGACUAUGGAAGACGGAUGGGACUGAGUUAAUGACAAUACCUGCUCAUACUGGACCUGUAAAAGCUGUAAAAUGGAUAACACAAGAUGAAGAAGACACAUCACCAUUAUUUAUCAGUGGAUCACAUGACCAGACAAUCCAUAUAUGGCAAUGGAACCAAGAAAAGAAAGAAGUAGAUUGUAUGGUGACCUGUAGAGGUCAUACAGAAAGUGUUGAUUGUCUUGCAAUAAACAAUGAAAAUCAAAGGUUUUGUAGUGGUUCAUGGGAUAAAAUGUUAAAGAUCUGGUCAACAGCUUCUGCUUCUGAACAAGAUGAACAAGAAGACAGUACAUCAACACAGAAAAAACGGAAGAAAACAGAUCAAAUUAUUCCAACUAGGGUACCUAUCGUUACAAUGUCUGGUCAUAAAGAAGCUAUAUCAUCAGUAAAAUGGUUAAAUUUAACAGAUGUAUGUACAGCAUCCUGGGAUAAUACACUACGUAUCUGGGAUGUUAACAGAGCUCUAGAAAAAUCACAAUUGCAAGGACCAAAAGCUUUUUUUGAUAUAUCAUAUUCACCUUCAAAUGGAAUGGUUAUAGCAGGUGGUUCAGACAGACACAUACGACUUUAUGAUCCACGAUCAACAGAUGGUGCAGUUGUUAAAUGUGCAUUCACAUCUCAUAAAUUAUGGAUAGUAGGUGUGGCCUGGUCGUCAACCAAUGAUAAUCAUUUUAUAUCUGGAUCACAUGAUGGUAUUGUUAAAUUAUGGGAUAGAAGAAGCCCCAAAGCUCCGCUUUAUGAUAUGACUGGUCAUGAAGAUAAAAUACUAGCAGUUGAUUGGUCAAUACCAGAUUUAAUGAUGUCAUCAGGAGCAGAUAAUAAUAUAAAGAUAUACAGUUAUUCACAUCAUAAAAACAUUUCAUCUUAAAGUUUUAAUAUUUCAAUAAAAACCAUAGAAAAUCAA
Messenger RNA from Patella vulgata (common limpet), 1375 nucleotides. RefSeq names its product ribosome biogenesis protein WDR12. NCBI's taxonomy places the organism in Eukaryota, Metazoa, Mollusca, Gastropoda, Patellidae. The transcript has 12 exons. Gene Ontology annotation, cellular component: preribosome, large subunit precursor. Gene Ontology annotation, molecular function: protein binding. The coding region runs from base 53 to 1339 and encodes 428 amino acids. Gene Ontology annotation, biological process: ribosome biogenesis. The record is from RefSeq and is a predicted model, not a curated record.